Messenger RNA from Spodoptera litura, 2911 nucleotides. RefSeq names its product proclotting enzyme-like. The record is from RefSeq and is a predicted model, not a curated record. Gene Ontology annotation, biological process: proteolysis. NCBI's taxonomy places the organism in Eukaryota, Metazoa, Arthropoda, Insecta, Lepidoptera, Noctuidae. Gene Ontology annotation, molecular function: serine-type endopeptidase activity.
CGCCGCGGAUGGCGCACGUCGCCAAUCGUUUAAAAAAAACAUUUUUUUGUGUGCAGACAUACAAAUAGUCGUUUUUUAUAGAGAUCUGAGAAAAUUCCUUUUAAAAUGAUCGCGGCCCUCUGCACAUUUCUGGCUUUGGUAGCAGUAUCAUUCGAGCAGGACACACGGGACUCGACGCCCAUAUCGCCAUGUCCGAACGUGUUCAUGUAUGAGCCACCAGGCUCAGAACAGGGAAGGUGGUAUGGCGUCGUGAACCUGUCCACUGACAGCACUCUGCACUCCCUGUGGCUGAAUAUUGUGCUUGAUAACAAGGCUGAUAUACUUGGGAACUGGAUAGGAGACGUCUCAACGCAAGACAAUAAGGACUUCAAAAUUGAGAACGCGGACAUGCAGAUUAACCCUGGUCCAGCUGUGGCCGUGAGAUUCUUCGUACAGUUUAACCCUUUAAACAAAACUCCAAGACUACAAGCAAUAAGACUGAACGGACGAGAGAUUUGUAACGCGAAUACUCCUCAACCGGUUAUCAAUGAUAGACCAGAUGUGAUAGAAAGUAGGCCUUCUCAAAGGCCUACUAAUGGGAUUGAAUUGAACACGAAGCCGGUGCAGACUCCACCUCGGGAGUCACCUAGACCUGUGUACCCACGUCCAGGGAGUCAACCUUCGCCUUCUAAUAUACCAUCGUCAUCAUCAAACCAGGAUCUGGACAGGCCUAACUACGUGCUGACCACACAGAGACCCGACCGCACAAGGAGACCCGUAAGGAAAAAAUGCGAAAGUGUCUCUUGUUUUUUUUCCAGUAGUCCACCCCGGGACACUGAGUACUGGGACGGUCCCGCCGUCAUAGUUCUGCCGGCUCCUGACAAAACUAACACUAAAACACAUGGGGGACAGGCUCAGUGCGGUAAGGUGGUGUUGAACCCAAUCCCAUUGGUGGUCAAUGGAACUCCAACUUUGGAAGGACAAUGGCCGUGGCAGAUAGCUUUGUACCAGACUCAGACGGUGGACAACAAAUACAUCUGUGGAGGAACCCUGGUGAGCCACAAGCAUGUGAUUACGGCAGCUCACUGCGUCACCAAGAAGUCGUCACAACUGAUCGUGGACCGCAACACCCUGACCGUCUACCUUGGGAAACAUAACCUUAGGACUUCUGUCGAUGGCGUCCAGAUUAAAUUUGUCAGCAACAUAAUAGUCCACCCAGAUUACAAUGCUACGACCUUCAGCCGCGAUGCCGCCAUAUUGGAGCUCAGGGAGACAGUCACGUACAGCGACUGGGUCAGACCUGCCUGUUUGUGGCCAGACUCCGACACAUCCUUGAAGAAUGUCAUCGGGAAGAAGGGAUCGGUGGUAGGCUGGGGUUUCGACGAGACUGGCGUAGCUACAGAAGAAUUAAGCCUAGUAGAGAUGCCGGUAGUCAGCCAGGAGACUUGCAUCAGGUCGUACAGUGAAUUCUUCGUGCGAUUCACUUCCGAGUAUACUUACUGCGCUGGAUACAGAGACGGUAAGAUAGGACACUUCAAUGAACAAACCGGAGUUAGGGAAAGUACUUCAGUCUGCAACGGCGACAGCGGUGGCGGCAUGGUGUUCAGGAUGGGAGGCACUUGGUACCUUCGUGGUCUCGUCUCCUUGUCGGUAGCCAGACAGAACGAGUACCGUUGCGAUCCAUCUCAUUACGUCAUAUUUACAGACUUAGCAAAAUUCUUGCCAUGGAUCUACCAGAAUGUUUAUGAUUUUUGAUCUUGUAACGUUUUUGAAGACUAAUUUUGUUUACGAAGCGAAUGCUGCUCUAAUCUUGCGCAGGCUACAAUUUUGCACAACUGUUAUUUUUUGCACAAGUGGGUAUAUUUGCGCAAAUGAUGUUCUGCGCAAAAAUCUUUCGUCUAAUAUCAUCUGUUUUCAUUUUGAUAGAUGAAAAUAAUAUAACCAUUAAAAGCUUAAGAUUUAAGACGAAUUUAAGUCACGCUAUAUCUUAUAGCACCUGAAUAUUUGCUCACAAUCAUAGAAAUUGGCGAAAAUUAGAACCAUUAAUUGAAGCCUCCUGGGAUAACCUAAACAAAGUUAGUCUGCAAAUAAAGCUACGCCAGCCAUUUUUUUGAAACGGCAGCCAUUUUCUUUUAGUAUAGGUUAUUUUUUUUUAAAUUUAUUGAUAGCAGACGAAUUUAUAAUACGUAAGAAGAAAUGUUAGGAAUAAUUUAUAGAUUUGACGAUAAUGGCAAAAAUAACUUAAGUAAGAAUAAGUAAAACUUGGAGUUUAAAAGGACGUAAAGACAUAUAAUAUAAUGUAAAUGUUGUUACGACUUUUUGAUCUCAAUUAAUCGAUGUUGUCACAGUAAAAAAGUCGAUAUCAUUUUUGACUCUUGAAAGGUUAGGUAUCACCUUAAUGUUUAAAGGCCACUCUUGUUUUGUUUGUUACGUCUUCCUACAUCUUUUAAACAAUACAAAAAAGAGAUAGAAAGACAAAUACAAUAGUUUUCAAGUAGGUAUAUUAGUGCAAAAAGAAUGGCGUUAACCGUUACAUUUGAAUAUGGCAUUAGUAUUCAAGAUGUUAAAGUACAAUUUACUGGAAAAUAUUGACAUGUAGUGUAAUUCCUCCUUUAAAGGUAUUGUGCGCUAGGGAGAGCGAUAAUGACAAUUUAAUUAACGUAAUAUCUUAAGUACCUUAUUAAGGCAUUGACAUACGAUAUGCAACCUUAUUGUAUCAACAUAAAGCUGUAGUCGAUUUGAAAUCGUUGCAAUUGUUAUUUCGACUGCAUGCCUAUUUUGUUUAAAUCACAAGAAAAUAUUUUUCUCUUUAUAGAAUUAGUAAUGUCCAACAAAGUGCAUAAUACUGUAGUUUUGAUAUUAAAAUAUUGUAUUUAUUUAGACUGAUAAUUAUAAUUAUGAACAAUCAAUACAUUCCAAUUAUACAAGAGAA